Molecule: messenger RNA, 1941 nt
Organism: Melitaea cinxia (Glanville fritillary)
Lineage: Eukaryota; Metazoa; Arthropoda; Insecta; Lepidoptera; Nymphalidae
Gene: PpD3
Product: serine/threonine-protein phosphatase 5
Exons: 9
Coding region: 172-1641 (489 amino acids)
Cellular component (GO): nucleus; cytosol
Molecular function (GO): protein serine/threonine phosphatase activity; protein binding
Source: RefSeq, a predicted model, not a curated record
UUUAAUCAAUCAUUCAGAAAAUCAUUCAUUUAUUCAUCAUUCUAUCAAUUCAUUUUUCCCGAUUUACGGAUAGCAUGUAAUGGGUGUGAGAAAAUCACAUUUUUUUUACAUGAAUAACGAUAUAAUUUGUUAAUAUACGUGUUAAUUUACCUCGCAUUUAACCUAUUAACAAUGGCCGGAAACGAAGAUCGAACCGGUCCCGUGCCUCAAGAUGAAAAUGCAGCAGAGAAUCUGAAAAACGAAGCUAAUGAAUUUUUUAAACGGCAAAACUACAAUCGUGCUAUUGAAUUAUACAGUCAGGCUAUUGAAAAAAAUCCCACGAGCGCAGUGUACUAUGCAAAUAGGAGUAUAUCUAAUUUAAGAUUAGAGAAUUUCGGAUAUGCUCUGAAUGAUGCAUCGAAAGCUAUAGAGUUAGAUAAAUUUUACACCAAAGCCUAUUACAGACGAGCGGCAGCUUAUAUGGCUUUAGGCAAGUACAAGUUAGCGCUCAAAGACUUUGAAUAUGUGACCAAAGUUCGACCAAACGAUCAAGACGCGAAAAUGAAGUACAAUGAAUGCAAUAAAAUAGUUAAAAAAAUUGCAUUUGAGAAGGCGAUCUCGGUAGAUAAAAAAGAAGUUAAUAUCGCUGAAACAAUAAACUUAGAUGCUAUGACUAUUGAAGAUGAAUAUGAAGGUCCAAGCCUCGAAGACGGCAAGGUGACUCUGAAAUUUAUCAAAGAUUUGAUGGAGUACUACAAAGCACAGAAGAAACUUCACAAGAAGUAUGCUUACAAAAUCCUUCUAGACGUGAAAGCAUAUUUCCAAAAGCAGCCAUCUUUAGUUGACAUAAAAGUACCAGAUGAUAAAAAGUUCACAGUAUGCGGUGACAUACACGGUCAAUUCUAUGAUUUAAUGAACAUUUUUAAAUUAAAUGGAUUACCGUCAGACACAAAUCCAUAUUUGUUUAAUGGAGACUUUGUGGAUCGAGGAUCAUUCAGUGUUGAGUGUAUAUUCACACUGUUUAGUUUUAAACUAUUGUAUCCAGAUCACUUCUUCAUGUCUCGCGGUAACCACGAGACACUUGAUAUGAACCGAGUGUAUGGUUUCCGAGGAGAGGUGACAUCUAAAUACACAUCUCAGAUGGCAGAUUUAUUCACCGAGCUCUACAAUUGGCUACCGCUGGCACAUUGUAUCAACAAUAGAGUAUUGGUGAUGCACGGCGGACUAUUUUCUAAGGAUGACAUCACGCUCGAGGAUAUCAGAAACGUUGACCGAAACAAACAGCCUCCGGAAGAUGGUAUAAUGUGUGAACUACUCUGGUCGGAUCCACAACCCAUGGCAGGCAGGUCUCCAUCCAAACGAGGUGUUGGAUGUCAAUUUGGACCGGAUGUCACAGCGGCUUUCCUCCAGAAGAAUGGUUUGGAUUACAUAAUAAGAAGCCAUGAAGUUAAGAAUGAUGGAUAUGAAGUAGCUCACGAUGGAAAAUGUAUUACUGUGUUCUCUGCGCCUAAUUAUUGUGACACAAUGGGUAAUCUUGGUGCUUUUAUCACAAUGAAUGGCAAAGAUUUGAAACCACACUUUACUUCUUAUGAAGCCGUGCCUCACCCAGACGUCAAACCAAUGGCAUACGCUCAUUCGCUACUGAGCAUGUUCUGUCAAUGAUCCGAGGAGCUAUUGUCAAGUUACGACGUCGACUCGUUGUCGUAAACAAGAUCAGACGUCACUUGGCAAUUUCCCUGCAAUAACUUAGCAAUACCUUUACAAAACCUUAGCAGUACAAUCCAAAAUCUCUAUCACUUCCUGGUAGUCACGACAACUUGAUUUCAUAGAUGAACGGAGUCCGUUGUAAGUGUACAUAAUCAUUUUUAUACCUUUCCGCUAAAGGUGAUUCAGGCAGAGCCUUAUCUUGUAUGAAGUGCUGUAAUAAAAUUGUAAUAUUCAAAUGUAUGUGAUUUUAAAAGC